GGUCAGGAUAUUUUUUUAGACUCAACCAAGAGCAAUAUUUAGUCAUCCGAAGAAGUAUCGAUUAUCGAAUGACCUAUGACAGUUUAAAAACUGAGCCUCAUAAUAGUUAUCUGAUUCAGUUGCUGAUAUCCCAAAAUGGCGGAAACCAUGUAUCAUCUGGCCGACACUUUGGAAAGAGUUCUUGGAUUUCUAGAUCGGGAAGUGCCUCCAGUGAGAAGAGCUUUUGAAGUCAAGGUUCUGAUCUUUGCUGGACUGAUCUAUAGUGUCCUUCAAAUGAUCUCGCAUAUUAUUGUCUUUGGAGUUGUCACUUUAAGGAAAGGCGAAAUGAUGACCAACUCAGAUCCUAAAUCUAACGUGGAGGUGAGUGACUUGUAUCAGCGAAUCAAGAUUAUGGAGAAUUCGAUGAACUAUCGGAUGCAGAGUUUGAUCACUCAAGUUGAGAGUUUAAGAUCUGAAAUGGAGGAUCAAAGUGGUACCAACAGUCAGAUGACAUUCGAUACUCUCUGGAAAAUCUGUGCAAUUUGUUUUUUCGCGUAUAUAACUGCUUCACAUCACAAUAUAAAUAGAAAGUUGAACGAACUCUCAAACAAGAUGAAUACGAUGUUGAAUAUGUCAAGACUCGGACUAGACUAUAUGUAUAAAGACAGACGUGAUCCUGAUCCAGAUGGAAUCCAACCCAUUCUAAAUUCAAAUACGAGUAUCUCUGAUGAAAAUAUGUGCACCGUUUGCCAAGAUCAAAGGAAGGACUGUGUAUUACUUCCGUGUAGGCAUAUGUGCACCUGCACGGGAUGUGCAAGGGAUAUCUGUACAGAUUGGGACGGCAAAUGCCCUUUGUGUCGUACUACAAUUGCAGAAUUGAUCACUAUCUUCAAUUGAUUGUAUUUCUCAAUCGUAUUUUUAUGAUUUUAUUAUUUGAAGGUUCCAUCAUUCUCUAUUAUAAUAAUAAUAAUAAUAAUA
Lytechinus variegatus (green sea urchin) is the source of this 957-nucleotide messenger RNA. Its product is annotated as mitochondrial ubiquitin ligase activator of NFKB 1-like. The record is from RefSeq and is a predicted model, not a curated record. The coding region runs from base 136 to 876 and encodes 246 amino acids. NCBI's taxonomy places the organism in Eukaryota, Metazoa, Echinodermata, Echinoidea, Temnopleuroida, Toxopneustidae. The transcript has 2 exons.